Anopheles arabiensis is the source of this 738-nucleotide messenger RNA. RefSeq names its product flexible cuticle protein 12-like. The record is from RefSeq and is a predicted model, not a curated record. Lineage: Eukaryota; Metazoa; Arthropoda; Insecta; Diptera; Culicidae. Bases 368 to 682 code for a protein of 104 amino acids. Gene Ontology annotation, cellular component: chitin-based extracellular matrix. Gene Ontology annotation, molecular function: structural constituent of chitin-based larval cuticle. The transcript has a single exon.
AACCCGACAUCCGUGUUGCGUCCAUGCUAUUAGACCGGUUCUUCCUAAGCUUAUGCAUGGAAAUUGCACAUAAAAUUCUCAUUUCGGACGCAUUUGUCGAAGCGACCCACAAGAGAAAAGACUGCAACGAAUGAUGUGACAAAAUGUGCAAAACCAAUGAUUGGAAAAUGAGCCACUUUUUUGUGGGGUGGAUUAUAGCAUUCUGUUCUACCUUGUGCCCAAUUUCAGUAUAAAAGCGAUCACACUUGUGACAUCGUUCUUUAGUAACGUUCUUGGCUUUGCAACCGUCAACGACGCAUCUCGUUCGAACAUCAACAGAUUGAAGUAAUUCACCCGAAAGAACAUCCAAAUCUUUUUCUGCGUGAAAAUGAAGUGUGCAUUGAUCUGUGUGGCUCUGUGCGUUGCCGCGGCCGUGGCCAUCCCCGUCCCGGACCAGAACGCCGAAACGCUCAAGUACGACAACAACAUCAACGGUGUCGACGGGUACAGCUAUCAGUACGAGACGAGCAACGGCAUCUCGGCGCAGGAAGCUGGCGAGCUGAAGGCGGUCGGUGAUGCGUCCGCCCUGGCCGUGCGUGGAUCCUACACGUACACGGCCGCCGACGGACAGGUGUACACGGUGACGUACAUUGCGGACGAGAACGGAUUCCAGCCGGAAGGCGAACAUUUGCCGAAGGAGUAGAACGGAACGAAUGGUAUACUCGAGAUGUAAAUAAAUGGUUGGAAAUUGUACCAAAA